UCAGACUCAAACCCUCUCACUACCGGCGACAUUGGUGACCGGAGAACAAAGCUAAUCACACCCACCGCCAUGGACGGCAGAGACACCAAGGGCUCCUCGCCCCCACCGAAGCCCUCCAAGUUCUCCGUGUACCAGAACCCAACCCUUUCCGCCGCCCUCACCGCCAACAGCCUCCGUCCUCCAAAACAAGCCCUCCUCAUCAUCUUCUCUCUCUCCUCCCUCUCCGCCGUCGCCUUCCUCCUCAUUCUCUCCAGGGAGAAUGAGUUUGUUAACACUAUGAAGCUCAAUGUUCUUUCGCAAGAGGCAGCCUAUUUGUUUGUCAAAGUGGUGCAUACAGUUGUGGGAUUAGUGUUUUUGGCUACUCUAGUUGCACUCUUUAGAGUCAUUUCAUUGAGAAAUGCCGCUGUUGUGCCGACUGUAUCUUCCUCUAAAGGAACUAAGGAUAAUAUGGGGUUGACGAGUCGACAGCUAGGACUACUAGGAAUUAAGCCGAAGGUUGAACAAGUUGUAUCUGAGUCUGCAAAGAAACCUCCCAAGUCCAAACCCUACUCGUCUUCCCCUUCAGAUGUCCUAGUUCCACUUCAUCCGUCAAUUAGCAGUUCAAAUCGUUUGUCUCGAAUUGUCUCGGAUAAGUAUAACACCAGUGGGAACGGCAGUCCUUCUAAAUCACCCAGUUCAGCUUCUUCUCUGUAUCUUGUCCCAGGGGCAGUUUCACCAAUGUCUUCCUUUCAGAAUUCACCUGGAGUGGAUUCGGUGGUGUCUUCUCCUUGGUCAAGUAAGCGAAUCCCUGGAAGAGAGAUGAUGUCAGAAGAAAAGUUUGAACAAUUCUUGGCAGAUGUUGAUGAGAAAAUCACACAGUCAGCAGGGAAACUGGCAACUCCACCACCCACUAUCAGAAGCUUUGCUGUAGCCAGUCCCAGUUCAGGUAAUACAUCUGGAACUACAAGGAGUACACCACUGAGGGCUGUGAGAAUGUCUCCAGGUUCCCAGAAGUUCACCACUCCCCCAAAGAAAGGGGAAGGUGAGCUUCCUCCACCUAUGUCCAUGGAAGAAUCUAUUAAUGCAUUUGAUCGUUUGGGCAUCUAUCCGCAAAUUGAGCAGUGGCGUGACAACCUCAGGCAAUGGUUUUCUUCAGUUUUGCUUAAUCCCCUACUUCAGAAGACUGAGAGCAGUCAUAUUCAGGUAAUGGAAGCAGCUUCCAAGCUUGGGAUAGCACUCACAAUUAGUCAAAUUGGAAGUGAUUUACCGACUACUGGAACUACUUCAGUGUCUUCAACCGACAGGACUAAGGAAUGGCGACAAACAUUAACUCUUGAUGAAGAUGGAGUUAUGCAUCAAGUACGAGCCACUCUUCUCCAAUAUAUCAAUGCUUCCACCUCACAGCUGCCUCAAGCAAAUCUUCAACAAACUCCACAGCAGAAUAUGGUGCCUAUUAUGCAGGCGUGUGUGGAUGCGCUCACUGAACACCAGAGACUGUAUGCAUUGAUGAAGGGAGAGUUAAUCAAAGGUUUGCUACCGCAAAGUAGCAUUCGAGCAGAAUACACAGUACAAAGGAUUCGAGAGCUUGCUGAAGGAACCUGCUUGAAGAACUAUGAAUACCUUGGAAGUGGAGAGGUAUACGAUAAAAAGAACAAGAAGUGGACUGUUGAACUCCCAACCGAUUCUCACUUGCUCUUGUAUUUGUUCUGUGCUUUCCUCGAGUACCCAAAGUGGAUGUUACAUGGGGAUUCUAUAUCUCAUGCUGGAGCUCGGUCUAGCAAAAAUCCCCUCUUCUUGGGACUUCUACCACAAAAAGAAAGUAUUCCUGAGAAGUACAUAGCAGUUGUAUCAGGUGUCCCUUCUGCUCUCCACCCAGGGGGUUGUGUUCUUAUUGUUGGACGGAAGAGCCCCCCAGUUUUCGCCAUGUAUUUGGAUAAGAAGUUGUUAUUUUCUAUUCAGGGAAUGACUGCACUGUGGGAUUCUAUAUUGCUUCUUUGCCACAGCAUUAGGACUGGGUAUGGGGGAAUUGUCCGUGGCAUGCAUCUCAGUUCUUCAGCCCUAAGGAUCCUCCCUGUUCUUGAUUCGGAAACUGAAGGCUGACGGAACCAAAUAUCUUUGCACUUUUCUUACAUCACCAACAGGACUCACGGAUCAUGUUUUGAUCAGCUCAUCAAGGCAUCCAUUUCAAUGCGGAACCAGCCAGUUGGAAAAUUUCUUCUGUUCUUAUAAUGCUGGCCUCUGCUGGUGAUGCCUCCUUCAGACUACAGUUAAUUGACUUGGGUAGAGUUGGAAUCGAGUUUUUCUCAUAACUAUAGGGUAUUCCUGAGAAGUACAUAGCUGUUGAGAUAUCUGUUGCCAUAUCGCAGUUCACUGCAUAGUAUGUGUAUUUCCCAGAGGAUUUUAUAAUAAUUUGAUAUUCUAGACUAGGCUGGCUAGCCUUUAGACAGUACUUUUGCCUUCUGGUAGUGUAAGCAUUUUGGUUACCAGGUUUUACAUGAUCUCACAUUUUUCAUAUC
Molecule: messenger RNA, 2495 nt
Organism: Fragaria vesca subsp. vesca
Lineage: Eukaryota; Viridiplantae; Streptophyta; Magnoliopsida; Rosales; Rosaceae
Exons: 7
Coding region: 70-2079 (669 amino acids)
Cellular component (GO): membrane
Source: RefSeq, a predicted model, not a curated record